Messenger RNA from Pseudo-nitzschia multistriata, 723 nucleotides. Lineage: Eukaryota; Bacillariophyta; Bacillariophyceae; Bacillariales; Bacillariaceae. The record is from the annotation of a GenBank genome assembly.
CAAUCAGCAAGACGCAUCCGUAAUAUCCCCGCAGCAAGACGACUGCGCAAAUACCGUUAUCCACCAGCGGACGACACCGCAUACCUUCUCAAAGAAAGACGAGCAACUGGCAACAACCCCUGUCGUGAACAUACAAAACAACUCUCAAGAGCAAACCAGCAUCGUGGACGUUUGAGAAAAUGCUCGCCGGAUUCUCGAAUAAUUUCCGCAUGUGGAUGCCAAACAUGCCCAUGAUGUUGGUAUCCGCCAAAAAUGCCACCGCGAGACAACCAGCACGGGCUACCUUCCGUGUGCUGCCCCGAAUGACAAAGCACGAGAUCAAAGAAUACCUGACAAAAAUAUACGGCCUUCCGGUCCAAAAGGUCAACACGGCAAACUAUCUCGGAAAACGAAAGCUGGUGAGGGGAUCCAGACAGGUCAUACGAUACAAAUACGCAGAUUUCAAAAAGGCCGUGGUGUCUUUCGAUAGAAGUUUCACCGACGUAGGUGUCGGGUUGCGCAUACCAGAAAUCGACGACGAUGAACCUGAACCUUAGGUCCUGGCAAACGAAACGAAGACAAAAAUGCAAACACAAAUUUGUUGAGACAGUCGAAAGCAUCACCUGAGAGUACAUAAGAUAAUGCUUUCAAAUUCACUAAUGGAUUCCACACUCCUUGUACACGAGGACUGCAGAACAACCCAAAGUAAAAACAAUUUGUAGUGAAUAAAUAAUUUUAGAAAUG